UAAAACCAUUCGGCCUCAGCCCAAACCACAUCAGUUACCAAGCCGCCUCUUUCAUCCCAGCAAUGGCUUUCAAAACCUUCUUUGCCGCAGUGGCGCUUGCCUGUCUGAGCGUCGCCAUCGCUAGCCCUGGUGGACAGCUCAGCGCCGCAUGCAGCAGCCGGACGACCGAAAACAUCAACAAGCAGAUUGAAAGCUGCACGAAGGACCUUCCCUCAUGGCGAUUCUGGCAACCUGCCGUCGCUUGUGCUAGCGAAAUUACCUACUUCAUGGGCAACGCAGUCACCUGCACGCUGGGCGACCUUGUGCAAAAGCUGGGCGUCUGCCUUCAACGUCAGGCCGUCGAGAGCGAGAAAUCGAAGGCGUGCUUCCAGCUCGCUUUAGUCAACGGAGCAUUGUAAGAAAAAUCUGCAAUUUGAAACUGCGAAUUUGUAACUGUACAUUGAGGGGUAAAUGACACGAAUUUGUUGUUGACCACUGCGUCAUACGAUUGUAUAAAUGAUGUGAUGUACAGUAAAAUGGUAAACGUGAUUAAAACCCACGUUGGUUUCAUUUAUGCACUCCCACAUAACCAACAAGUUAUGAAA
This is a messenger RNA of Frankliniella occidentalis (western flower thrips), 584 nucleotides long. RefSeq lists its product as uncharacterized. The record is from RefSeq and is a predicted model, not a curated record. The coding region runs from base 63 to 398 and encodes 111 amino acids. The transcript has 3 exons. Lineage: Eukaryota; Metazoa; Arthropoda; Insecta; Thysanoptera; Thripidae.